CCAGAAGGCAAGCCAGAAAUGGAGCCCCGGCCCACGCCGAGUGUUGGCCCUGUCGGGCUCAUUCACGUUGAUGUCGACGCUGGCCAUUUGGGAAGACUGCCACGCCGCGUGAGGUUAGGCAGAGGGUUCCAGAAAGGAUGGGAGCGAGCCAGAGCAGUCGAUGGCCUCUAGUACGCCUCACUGGGUAUAUUCACAGGAAAGCACGCUCGUCGGCAGCAGGAUCCAAGGCAAGGGCAACGCGGAACUAGACUCCCAGUGGGUAAAAUUGCCCUGCGUUACAGUUGGUUCAGUCUAAAAGCCAUACCGGUGGGCCACUGCAUCCACGCACGAUAAGUCACCAGUCGAGCGGGCGUCAUCGCAGUCCCGACUCUGCCGUAUCAGCGACCCACUUUGGAUCGGAAGUCCGAUGUUGACACAUGUUCGGAAGUCCGACCGCUUAGCGCUGACAUCUUCCUGCCGACCUAUGGACGGAAGCCGGGGCCGAAUUCUGCCUGUCCACGGCAAUUUGGCCGCCGGGCGGCUUCCGGCAUCGCUGCGGAUGUUGUCGUCUCUUACUUGGACUUCAAACCUGUUGGAAGGCCCGGACCAUGCCGCAUGCCCGAGCCCGUGGCAUCAACACAUUUGCCGCCUUGGUCUCUCGACUGUCAUCAGAAUCCUCUGCUCUUACCCAACAAGACCUUAGAUGAACCGAAACGACAUCGAGAUGCCAUACCCAAUCUACUACUACGUUGCCAUUCUUUCCAUAGCUGCUCUCUUCACCCGCUCUCUCUAUGUACGAAUUAGUCUCUUCCAGCGCAAGCGGCGCUUUGCCCGCAAGCAUGGCUGCGCGCCUGUGACGCGAGUGCGGGCGUGGGAUCCCCUGCUUGGUCUCGACCAUUUCGUCCGCCUAGGGAAGGCCGCCGCGCAGCGCCAGUACCUGGAAUACUGGCGGAAGAACAUGUUCGGGAGGUACGGCAACACGUUCGAGAUCAACCUCAUGGGCCAGCGCCUGCUCUUCACCAACGAGCCGCGCAACAUCCAGGCGGUGCUGGUGACGCAGUUCCCUGACUUUGACAUCGGCCAGCGGCGGCGCGACAACUCGGCCCAGCUGUUGGGCGUGGGCGUCUUCAACGCCGACGGUCCCACGUGGGAGCACGCUCGCGCUACCCUGCGUCCAAACCUCACGCGGGCUCAGGUGGCCGACUUGCAGCUCUUUGAGAAGCAUGUCGGCGUAUGGAUGGCGGCCCUGCCCAAGGAUGGCCAGGCGGUGGAUAUGCAGGAAUGGGCUUUCCGAUUUACUUUGGACGUGGGAACCGAAUUCCUGUUCGGCACAUCUUCCGGCGUACUUGAUCCCCAAGCCACGGCGUUGGGCCGCCGCUUUGCCUGGGCCUUUAACCUCGGGGUGGACGGAGUGGCGCAGAAAAUCCGCCUCGGAAGCCUGGCACCGCUCUACUACAAUGCCGACUACGGAAAGGCCUGCAAGAUGGUGCACGAAUACGUCGACCCCAUCGUGCUUGCAGCGAUCGAAGCAACCCAGAAGACCGGGUCUGAACAACACAGCAACGUCGGAGACGAAAAGCGGUACACCUUCCUUGGCGCUCUCGCCAGCGAGGGUAUCAGCCCGAAGAAGAUACGUGACCAUGUAUUGAACAUACUCAUUGCUGCGCGCGAUACAUCGGCCUGUCUUAUGAGUGCCGCCUUCUUCGAGCUCGCAAGACAGCCCGCCAUCCAAGCCAAGCUCCGAGCCGAGGUCGACAGACAGCUCGAAGGACGGCUCCCCCGCUACGACGACCUCAAAGACAUGACCUACCUUAACUGGUUCAUUAAGGAGGCCCUGCGCCUGUACCCCCCAAUCCCCAUGAACAUCCGCGUAGCGAACAAAGACACGAUCCUCCCCGUGGGCGGCGGUCCCGACGGCUCGGCGCCCAUCUUCGUCCCCGCGGGCCAGGAGGUCGUGUACCAAAUCUUCUCGACACACCGGCGGAGGGAUCUUUGGGGCGAGGACGCCGACCAGUUCCGCCCGGAGCGGUGGGAGACGAUCCGCCCGCACUUCCAGUACCUGCCCUUCAACGGGGGUCCCCGCAUAUGCCCUGGCCAGCAGUUUGCGCUGCUGGAAACGAGCUUUGUCCUCGUGCGGUUCCUGCAGGAGUACUCGCGGCUCGAGGCGCCCGCAACCUCGCAGCAGCCCUGGACCGAGAAUUACACCUUGACCUGUUCAGUGGGACAGGGUUCGUGGGUGAAGCUGACGAAGAGGGGGGGUGAAAAGGGGUCAGAAGUCUCGGCUUAAUUAGGUAGUCUCGUAGCCAGCAGAAUUGUAGUUGAUGCAGCUUAACAAGGCCAGCAUUAGCUAGAUUACUGCUUAGAACAGAAUGGAGUGUAUUAGGAGAGACAUUUGCUGGCGGACCUCCAUAACGAACGGCCAUGCACAGUGAUGAUAAUCGAAAGGGCUUAGAUACAUUCAAUUAUCUGUGAUUAUGCUC
Messenger RNA from Podospora pseudopauciseta, 2459 nucleotides. RefSeq lists its product as uncharacterized. NCBI's taxonomy places the organism in Eukaryota, Fungi, Ascomycota, Sordariomycetes, Sordariales, Podosporaceae. The record is from RefSeq and is a predicted model, not a curated record. The coding region runs from base 683 to 2266 and encodes 527 amino acids. The transcript is spliced from 3 exons. Gene Ontology annotation, molecular function: oxidoreductase activity, acting on paired donors, with incorporation or reduction of molecular oxygen; iron ion binding; monooxygenase activity.